ACACUGUUCAUGUGCUGGACCCCAACAACUGACCCUGACCUGAAGAAGUCUGCCUGUGCCGGGCAUCACAGCUGUUCCUCCUCUCCUUGCCCCCCCUCCUCCACGGGUCGCUCGGCCCCCUGCCCCUCCCCCAGGACAGCAGGCGAGGCACCCCCCUCCAUCCCCUCCAGCACUCAGCCCUGCCACCUCCACCCCCCUCAAGCGGCCGAACGGAGACUCCCACCCCCUCCACCCUCUGUGUCCUAUACUUCUCCUCCCCCUCCCCCUGGCCACCAGCGCUCCAUGCCUGCCCCUCCUCCACCUCCUCCCCCGCCUCCCCCAGCCCAGAGCUCUGGAGACUUUACUCCUCCUCCACACCCCUGUAAAGGUCCCCCACCACCUGCUCCUGCAUCUACAGGAGAAUGUGAAGGAGGUGGAAGAGGAGCUCUGCUGGACCAGAUCCGCGUCGGGAGGAAGCUCAAAAACGUCACAGACAGUCCUGAGUCACCUCCGCCUGCCGAGACAGACUCAGAGGGCAUCGUAGGAGCUCUGAUGAUGGUCAUGCAGAAGAGGAGUAAAGUCAUCCACUCCUCUGAUGAAGGUGAAGAAGAAGGAGGUUAUGAUGAUGAAGAUGACGAUGAGUGGGACGACUGAUAAGUGCAUUCCAUCCUGUAUUAUUUUCCACUCUGUAACCAUGGACGCAACAGUCUGGUUGAUCCGGUUAAUCUCAUUUGUGUUGGUGUUUUUGUAUCAGUUGCUGACUAGAAGGUGACUCACGAAGAUUUACAUCAGAAGAAUGCUACAGAUAAGGAUUGUGUGAAAGUCCCAAAUGUGAGAGAAAUCAACAGAACGUAAGACAGAGAAACGAUUGAUGGGAUCACAUAUGUUUAUAUUUGUCGUUCAAACGUUUCCAGUUUAGGACUCACGCUGAGUAUGUACAACACAUUACAGUAUGUUGCUGUACAACACAUUACAGUAUGUUGCCGUACUACACAUUACAGUAUGUUGCCGUACUACACAUUACAGUAUGUUGC
Molecule: messenger RNA, 1013 nt
Organism: Salvelinus sp. IW2-2015
Lineage: Eukaryota; Metazoa; Chordata; Actinopteri; Salmoniformes; Salmonidae
Product: actin nucleation-promoting factor WASL-like
Biological process (GO): actin filament organization
Molecular function (GO): actin binding
Source: RefSeq, a predicted model, not a curated record